AUGCCUAAGAAUCAAAAGGUCUGUUUGGCCUAUAGCGGAGGCUUAGACACGAGUGUCAUAGCCUCAUGGCUUAUUGAACAAGGAUUUGAGGUGAUCUGUUUCGUCGCAGACGUGGGCCAGGAAGAGGACUUCGAAGCAGUCAAGGAAAAGGCCAUGAAGACAGGAGCAACAAAGUGUUAUGUUGAGGACGUCAGAGACGAGUUCGUCAAAGAGCUCUGCUUCCCAGCCAUUCAAUGCAAUGCGUCGUACGAGAAUGUCUAUCUGCUGGGAACAUCACUUGCUCGGCCGGUCAUCGCUCGAGCUCAAAUCGCCGUGGCUGAAAAAGAAGGAUGUCAGUUUGUAGGGCACGGCGCAACUGGGAAAGGGAAUGACCAACAGAGGCUAGAAGGGGGAUUCUACGCUCUCAAGCCUAAUAUUCGUGUCCUGGCUCCGUGGAGAAUGCCCGAGUUUUAUGAGACCUUUAAAGGACGCAGCGACCUCCUCGACUAUGCUGCCAAGAAAGGCAUUCCUGUUACAUCAACCAAAGCUAAACCCUGGUCGAUGGAUGAGAACUUAGCUCACUGCAGCUAUGAGGCCGGCAUGCUUGAGGAUCCAGACACCACACCGCUUAGCGAUAUGUGGAAGCUAACCGCUGAUCCGAUCCUUUCUGCCGCCGACGAACCCGAAGACGUCACCAUUGACUUCGAGAAAGGCAUUCCGGUGAAAAUAACUGCACAGUCGAUCGGCACAGAGACGGAACCACUUAAGCUCUUCCUUGCCGCGAACAGUCUCGGCCGCAAACACGGUGUUGGACGGAUUGAUAUCGUCGAGAAUCGCUUCAUCGGCUUGAAAUCUCGAGGAUGUUAUGAGACUCCGGGUCUCACUAUCCUCCGCACUGCUCACAUCGACUUGGAAGGCUUGACGCUGGACCGUGAGGUCCGUGCUCUCCGGGACCAAUUCGUUACCUUCAAUUGGAGUAGGAUCUUGUACAACGGCCUCUACUUCUCCCCCGAACGAGAGUUCCUCCAGGCUAGCAUUGUCGAGUCUCAAAAGACUGUUAACGGUCAAGUCCGUCUCAGACUUUAUAAGGGAAACUGUAUAGUGAUUGGAAGGAGCAGCCAGACGGAGCGUCUAUAUGAUGCCUCGGAGUCGAGCAUGGACGAGAUCGGCGACUUCGAGCCGACUGAUGCGGGUGGCUUUAUUAAGGUGCAGGCUAUUCGGUUGAAGAAAUAUGGAAAAUCCAAGGCAGAAAAGGGUGAGCGCUUGUAA
This is a messenger RNA of Rhinocladiella mackenziei CBS 650.93, 1248 nucleotides long. Its product is annotated as argininosuccinate synthase. Gene Ontology annotation, molecular function: argininosuccinate synthase activity; ATP binding. Gene Ontology annotation, cellular component: cytoplasm. Lineage: Eukaryota; Fungi; Ascomycota; Eurotiomycetes; Chaetothyriales; Herpotrichiellaceae. The transcript has 2 exons. Bases 1 to 1248 code for a protein of 415 amino acids. Gene Ontology annotation, biological process: L-arginine biosynthetic process; urea cycle. The record is from RefSeq and is a predicted model, not a curated record.